Ixodes scapularis (black-legged tick) is the source of this 1326-nucleotide messenger RNA. RefSeq lists its product as uncharacterized. The transcript is spliced from 10 exons. NCBI's taxonomy places the organism in Eukaryota, Metazoa, Arthropoda, Arachnida, Ixodida, Ixodidae. The coding region runs from base 142 to 1326 and encodes 394 amino acids. The record is from RefSeq and is a predicted model, not a curated record. Gene Ontology annotation, molecular function: sequence-specific DNA binding.
AAUAGUUUGAAAAGUUUCGUUCGCUCAGCCUGAUUACGCAAGUUACGUGCGCAGGAGCGUAAUAUCAGCGUGAUAUAGGAACAGUCACCUUCGUGCGGUUGGACGCUACUGCGUCCGACGGGCUCAACGUCCUUCGUGACAAUGAGCUCAACACGUUAUGCAACGAGGCGUUGCUCCGUGGAAGAAUGCCGAAGUGACAACCGCACGGCUGGCGUCUCGCUGCACCGGUUUCCUGUCGACACUCGAAGGCGUGAAGCAUGGGUUCGGUUCUCCAACAACCGGGGCCUACAGGGGAAGACUCCAUGGCAGCUACGAAACAUGGUUGUUUGCUCUUUACAUUUCAAGGCGUCAGCUUUCCUGCGGCCUGGAUACCUACGCCACAAUGCAGUGCCGACUGUGCUUGCCCCUGAAGAAACGACACGUGGCGAAGUUUCAAGCGAGAGCUGUACAGUUUCUGCAGUGGCAAAUGGAAGGAGUUCUCCAGCCCCACCGACCUACCGAUACCCGGGCCGCUCGGACUCCCAGAGUUCCUGUGGCAUUCCUGACGACCAGUCUUCCGAAAUGGAACUGUCCUUAGAAGAAGGGAGGAGUUCUCCAUCUUCAUCGAGCUGCACAUCCUCCAGACGCCCAGACUCGCGGAGUUCCUGCGGCAUUCCUGACGUACGGUCUUCCGAAAUCGAGCUGUCACUGGAAGAAGGGAGGAGUUCUCCAACUUCAUCGACCUGCACAUACUCCAGCCGCCCAGACUCGCAGAGUUCCUGUGGCAUUCCUGACGACCAGUCUUCCGAAAUCGGGCUGUCCCUGGAAGAAGAGGGAUGUUCGUCAGCUUCAUGGGACCACACAUAUUCCUGUCUCCCACUAGAGAACAGUCCACUGGAGGCUCAUGCUGAUCAUAGCUACGCCCUUCCUCAAAAUGCUGUUCCUGCUCACGAGUCCAGCGGAGACAUGGCUGACAUGGCGCCGUCGAUUUAUGGACCGUCACCUGAGGACUCUCUCUCUAGCAGUGCCGGUGUACUUUCUCACAGAGCAUCAAGCAAGGCCCGCAGCACUGACAAGAGAAAGAUGGACGCACUGAGGGCCAAGGUACGACAGGUCCGAGAACAAAACAAGAGGCUGCAAAGAAGGCUGCAACGACAGCGUCAGAUGAGGACUGUUGCUGAAGUUGUUGAGAGUGUCCGCAUUCAUGUUUCUCCAGCUGUCGCUGCACUCGUUGAGGCCCAGCUUAGGAUGAGGGAUGUGAGCCGGUUUGGUCGACGGUGGUGCAGCCAGAACAAGGCUUUGGCUAUGGGCCUCUACUUUCAUAGCCCAAAAGGCUAUAACUGGUAA